Messenger RNA from Clarias gariepinus (North African catfish), 3678 nucleotides. Its product is annotated as regulator of G-protein signaling 9-binding protein. The record is from RefSeq and is a predicted model, not a curated record. Gene Ontology annotation, biological process: detection of light stimulus involved in visual perception; G protein-coupled receptor signaling pathway. The transcript has a single exon. The coding region runs from base 520 to 1251 and encodes 243 amino acids. Gene Ontology annotation, cellular component: photoreceptor outer segment; neuron projection. Lineage: Eukaryota; Metazoa; Chordata; Actinopteri; Siluriformes; Clariidae.
GUGGACUGAGCAUCAUCUCCAAAACAAUGAGGAAAUAACGAGAGGGUUUUAGAAAGCAGGACCAAGCACAGGGGAGGUUUAUAUGAGAUUAUUUAUUAUUGCGCAGAUUAUUGCAUCAGAACAAAGAAGGAUGUAUACAGAAGAGGAUGUUUUUGGGAGACGGUGAGGAGGAUGUGUUGCUUGUUUGGAUCCAGGGAUUAUUUAGGAUGAUGAUGAUGAUGAUGAUGAUGAGAAAUAAUGAAGUUUUUUGGUGAUGGGAAUUAACGCGUACCCUAAAGAAGGGUAGGGUAAGGUAGGGUAAGGUAGGCCACUGGAGCCGACUUUAAUCUCCGAGGGCAAAAGUAAAUCUGUUUGGAGAUCCGUUGUCUCAUCAGGACCGGGCAGGGGAAACAUGUCUGGAGAGAAAUUGCCCGUGACGCGGGCGCUGAGUGGAUUUGCGUGGCCGCGGCGCUGCCGUGGAAACUAAAGCCCCAGCGCAGAGGAGGCGCACCCGACUUCUCACCUUUUCUCUCCACAAUCAUGGGCAAGGACGAGUGCAAGACCAUGCUGGACGCUUUAAACAAGGUGACCGCGUGUUACAGGCACCUGGUGUCCGCGCUGGGCAGCACCUCGGACUCGCAAAACCUGCGCGAGGAGCUGAAAAAGACGCGCCGGAAAGCGCAGGAGCUGGCCGCGGCGAACCGGACCCGACUCACGGCGCUGCUCAAAGACAAGAGCAUCAGCAACGACGACCGCGCCGAGUACGAGCGCCUCUGGGUGCUCUUCACCAGCAGCAUGGAGAUCCUCGAGGUGGACAUGCGGAGGUCGCUGGAGAUCGGGCAGGAUUUCCCGCUCAAAGUGCCCACGCGCCAUUUCAUCCAAACCGGCAUGACCGGCAGCACGGGCACGGUGGCGGCCCGGGCCAUGAGCAUGCAGAACAUGAAGUACGACUCGGACCCUGGGAUGAUGGACACGGAGGAUCUGAAAGACCUGGAGGCCGAGAUCUCCCAGCUCGAUCAGAUGAUGGAGGAGAUGGAGAUGAAGGUGCAGGUGGCACCGUGGGCGGUGGAGGCCAAGCAGGAAGCGGGAGCCGAACUCAAGUCCACAGUCAGCGUGGGAAACUCGUCCGUGGGGGUCAUUUCCAUCUGCGAAGAGGAACCCAAGGAUGGGGGCGAAGGCGAAGCUGGUGUCAUGAGGAUCUUCGCAGGCAUCAUAUUCACUGUGGUUUUACUCAUCGCAGGCAUUCUCGGAUACCUGGUCGUCAAUCUUUGAAGUGGGAUCUUAUCAGGACUGUGAGAACAAACAAAAAAAAAAAGAAAAGGAUUUACUUUAGUCUACAUAUCUACAUAUUCACCUGGCACUGGCACUGUGUGUGUGUGUGUGUGUGUGUGUGUGUGUGGCUUGGAUCUAAUUACUAAAAAGCACAUUCAGUAGCAGUGUUAAAUGAAUCAGAGGCUGAUUGCUUUUGUGGUUAUGUAUAAUGAACCUGUGGGCCAGAUUCUAACUCAGUAUUAAUACACUGUACAAAAAAAAAAGUUGUAAAUUUUACAGUAAAUUCUCCAGUAAACACCUGUAAGACAUAUUUAGAGUAAAGCACUGUGAUGUCUUACGUAGUAUCAAAGCCGUGGAUCUGUGAUGUGUGUGCGAUUUACAAUUGGCGCAGAUGAGAUUUGAGCAUUCGACCUUCUAAACUCUAACUAAAGACUUAAACACUGAGCUUAGUAAUUUUUUUCACAUGUAUGGAUUUAUUGAUUUUACAUUAUUUUAUCUAUUUAAUUGGUUUUACAUUAUUUUAUAAAACACAAUACCUCCCCCGCCAACCACACACACAUACACACAUAGCAACAUCUUACUCUCAGCAACACAAAGAAUUCCCGACAGAGAUCAUGAAUUUCAAAAAGGUUGUCCAGAUCUUGUAAACGUCCUCAAUUUUCCCUUUUAAUAGGUUAGUCUUUCCAAAGCCAGGUUACAAGACAUUUCCCUGAUGCACUGACUUGAAGUAGGUCCUUGAAUGUCUGAGCUUUCUUUAAUUUAAAUUAAAUUGGUGGUACAAGUGGAUGUCUUAAUUGACUAGUUUGGUAGAUCGGUGGUUAGGCUUUAAGGUUACACAUAUGAAGUGAGUGAGUGUGUUAAAAUCUCUGAACUGUCAAGCUGUCAUUGCUGGGACCUUUAGUAAGACUUUUUAGCCUUUUUAAAUCCUGCAUCAAUUGUAAAUUGCUUUUUGCUUACAGUUUACAGUAAAUGUUACAGUAAUUUUACAGGUCACCCUGCUGCCAGUAGCAUUCCGUCAAUUCUGCAGCCAUUUUUUUUAACAGUAAAGAAUGAUUAUUAGAUGAAUUUUGAUGAUGUAGUGGAUUUACUGGUUGUGAAUGAAAUACCAUAAAAUCCAUCACAUCUUAGUUUGUGCAAAAGCACCAUUCAGCUUAUCGGGGCUCUUGAGGGUUGUUGCAGUGAUUUCAUGUAACGCACCUUUGAGAAAGCAUGAUUUUAAAAGGGUAUUAAAGUUGGCUAUACACUAUCCUACUCUCUAUAUGGUCAGUAGAUUAAAAUGUCCCUUUCUUUAGUUUUCUGGUUCAGGGGUGUCAAAGUCAUAAGCCGUACUGUAUGUGGCCCAAAAGCUGGACCGAAAACAGAUUUAUUUGAAGUCCACACUGAAUGCACAAACAAAUCGAACAUACAGGGAUAGUAUAUUUUUGCUACUUAGAAAAAAAAAUUCUAAAUUGUGAGUUUACUAUACUAUGUCUUGCAUAACUUAGUGUUAAAACCAUGCAACUGAUUUGGACUUUAUUGGCAAAAUCUUUAAUUUUUUAUUCAUGUUUUUCAGCUAGCCAAUACAAAUAUUUGAUGUCUUUAGCACAUUCUAUUAGUAUGAAUUUAUGACCCUGAGCUUAUUGUUUAGUGUUGUCCCUCAAAAAGAAACUCUUAUUUUUUGGCUCUUUUUUAUAAAUCAAUUGCACAGCAAUUUUUACUAACCUGAACAGUAUAAAGCGAUUUCUCAUGAAUCACAUAUUAUAUGGAUUGCAUGUUAUUCUUUCUUCCUUUAUUAUAUUUUUUUUUUCAAAAUUUACAAUGAAAGUUACUCAUACAGUUUAAGACAUUUGUUUGUUAAUUUGUUUAUCCAAACAACUUUUAGCCAAUCAAUGUUUACAUUUUUUAAUGCAAUUUAAGCCAUUUUAAAUGGACACUCGUUUUUAGCUGCUAAUUCAACUUUAGGCAUUUUUAACUGUUUGGAUUUUUUGUUGUAAAAUUGUACAUUGCUUCUGACAAUGUAGUAAUGUCUUAAAUCAGAAAUCACUAAACACUCGUAAAGAGUUAAUCGGAAUGGUCACGGCUUACUGGUGGUAUCUUUGACACCCCUGGUCUAGCCUUUGCCCCCAUGGACACCACAGAUUAGUAAUUUAGUAGAACUACAUGUCUACACCUAACAGAUAUCCCCUUAUGCUCAAACACAACUUUUCUAUCUUUAGCGUUCUACUUUACAAUUACACAGAUUAACAGUGUUAGCCUAUGCGUCUUUACUGGAGCCAGUAUUUCAGACUUCUCAUUGUGCCCACACAUCAUAUCAGUUUGUUAGUUGUGCCUCAUUCCUACCGCAGGCCCCUUUAGGAUGCACCACAGCUGUGAUUUUAAGUAUUUCACAUUCCGCACACUGUAAAAGCAGCGACUGUAUAGUGAAACUGUACAUAAUGAAUAUUAAUG